Molecule: messenger RNA, 1221 nt
Organism: Anopheles nili
Lineage: Eukaryota; Metazoa; Arthropoda; Insecta; Diptera; Culicidae
Exons: 3
Coding region: 1-1221 (406 amino acids)
Source: RefSeq, a predicted model, not a curated record
AUGGCCGAAACUGCUGCUAGCGAAACGAAACCAAUUACGCCACCGGAAUGGCUAAACGCGGCCUACCUGGAAGGCGUACUGCGAAAAUCAGAAGGUGAUCGAGACCUGCAGGUCGAAGAUGUGGAGAGCUCCCCGGUGGGAAAACCUGGCGAGUAUCUGGCCAGCCAGUUGUUCCGUGUUACGGUCCAGUGCAAGGGACCGAAGGUGAACGGUUCGAAAAAGCUAGUGGUGAAAAUUCUUCCCGAAAACGACAUCAUCGGGGGCACGAUGGGGAAAAGUUUGUUUGAAACGGAACUGAAAAUGUACGGCGAAUUUUUGCCCCAGUUCAAGCGCCUCUUGGACGAGAACGAACGACCGGUGCCAUUGCCCAAGUGUGUAUACGCCGGUGACAAUCCAUCACCGGUUAUUAUAUUGGAAGAUUUGGCUCCCGAAGGGUGGCAAGGGCAUGAUCUCGUCGAGAGUUUCGAGCAAGCAAAACCCAUCACGAUCGCGAUCGCUCGAUUUCACGCGGCUUCAUUUUAUCUAAGCAAACAAAAAACCGACUUCGAGGGCUUUCAGACGGACAUAUUUAAGCAGAAGCAUCCAACGCUCGAUUGGAUGUUUGGGAAAAAUUUGAAAGCUUUCAACGAUGCCCUGCGCACGUGGGAAGGCUGCGAAGCGUUUGUUGAACCGUUUGAACGUGCCUAUGCCGACUACUGCGAUCGGCUGCACGAUAUCUACAGCUGCCGAACACCGGGCCGGCUGUACAAUGUGCUGAACCAUGGAGAUUUUCACGCGAAAAACCUGCUGCACCAGUUCAACGACGAAGGAGCAAUUGCUGACUCCCGGUUCCUGGACUUCCAGGCCUCCUGCUGGUCGACGCCCGCCAUCGAUCUGUACUACCUCCUGAACAAUAUUGUGCAUUACAAAGUGAAGGCAGCACACAAGGAGGAUUUGAUUACCUUCUACCAUGCCGAGUUUGCGGCCACACUCAAAGCGGUCGGAUAUAUGGGACACAUUCCGACGUUGCUGGACCUGCAAAUUGAGCUGUUACAGAAUGGCUUCUUGGAUAUUCUACACUACACUUGCUUUUUGCAGUUUCGGUUUUUCGAUUUUAGUAAAAUUCCUCCAGAAGUGCUCGCCUCUGGUCAGGUGGGAAAUUUGGGUCUCCAGAACGAGGAAUAUCAGGAGCUCAUGAAAGAACUUAUCCCGGGCUACAUCCAUAAGGGGUUAUUAGAAUAA